This is a messenger RNA of Prunus avium (sweet cherry), 959 nucleotides long. Its product is annotated as protein S40-7. NCBI's taxonomy places the organism in Eukaryota, Viridiplantae, Streptophyta, Magnoliopsida, Rosales, Rosaceae. The record is from RefSeq and is a predicted model, not a curated record.
UCCAACAAUUUCAGGUGCCUCCCACUUUCCUUCUCUUUCUCUGCUCUUCUUAUUUUACCUCACCCACCACACUCUGCGUCUGUCCGCCACAUCAAAACCAAAAGUCUCCUCCUUUUUCUUUCCUCUCUAUCCAAAAAAAGAAAGAAAAGAAAAUCCACAAACAAUGGAUUCAACCAGCUUCUGCCACCAACGAUCGCCGUCGUCGGAUCGCUUCCUCGGCUUCUUCUCAUUCUCGCCGCCUUCCUCCGCCGCCGCAGGCGAGGAGCUCAACGAGGCCGAGGUCUUCUGGACCACCGACUUCACCGAGCCCAGCGACGCGCAGAACCCCCGGCUCAGUCUGACGCGCCGGGUCAACUCCGGCAUACUCGCGGUCCUCCCGGAGCCAGGUCUCCCGGCUCCGGUCCUGUACCGGAAGCCCGCGCUCUCUUCAUCAUCGUCGUCGAAGCCCAUACCUUCAAUUCCGAGAUUUUCUCAGUCUCAGUCGCAGUCGCAGUCCGUGCCGACUUCGAGAAAGUUCCAGAGCUCGGCUCCGAUGAAGGUUCCCAUGCUGUCCAGGGUGGUGGAGAAGCAUCGGAGAAACGACGACCUUGCUGAUGUCGUAGACGAUGAUGACGACGGAGACGACGAGAUGCUGCCGCCGCACGAGCUGGUGGCGAGGGGGUCGGGGCUGUCGGCGAGGACCACGUUCUCGGUGCUGGAAGGCGUUGGGAGGACGCUCAAAGGUAGGGACUUGCGUCAGGUCAGGAAUGCCAUAUGGCGCAAGACUGGGUUUCUUGAUUGAGAUUUCAAGCUUUGUUUUUUUGUUGGUUGAUCAAGAAUUCUGGUGGCUUUUAUUAUUAAUGCGCCAAGAAAUUGGGGGUAGUUUUUGUUUAGUGCCCCCAUUGUUGUUUUGAUUUGCUGAUUCUAGAUAGCUAAGUAAAGUUCUAUGUCUGUCUGCUUCUUGCUCAUGUUUCUAAUAA